This is a messenger RNA of Pristis pectinata (smalltooth sawfish), 7359 nucleotides long. It is a transcript of the gene pla2g4ab, whose product is annotated as phospholipase A2, group IVAb (cytosolic, calcium-dependent). Gene Ontology annotation, biological process: glycerophospholipid catabolic process. The record is from RefSeq and is a predicted model, not a curated record. Lineage: Eukaryota; Metazoa; Chordata; Chondrichthyes; Rhinopristiformes; Pristidae. Gene Ontology annotation, cellular component: nucleus; cytosol; endoplasmic reticulum. The coding region runs from base 307 to 2610 and encodes 767 amino acids. The transcript has 18 exons. Gene Ontology annotation, molecular function: calcium-dependent phospholipid binding; calcium ion binding.
CCACAGCCCUGCUCGUAGUGGAAGCACCGCCCACCGGUGGGUGUGUAAUAUCCGCCGUCGUUUCUCAUCUUCUCUAUUUUUUGCCUUUUUUUUCCAUUUAAACGCUUCGAAAGAGCCGCCACGAAGAGGGGAGAGGCAUUUGGAAAAAAAAACAGCCGGGUGUGAGGAAUGAAAACAGAUGUUUGCUUAAGGUCGUUUAAUUUAUUCAUCCAUAAAGAGGAAACUUCAAGUAACAGAUUCUUUUCACUCGUUCUCACUUGAAUUCAUUAUAGAGUACACUGGGAUUCUGUUAACCUGUAAUUGAGAAUGGCUUCAAUAGACCCAUACCAGCACAUAAUAGUAGAACAUCAGGUAUCACAUAGAUUAACUGUGUGCAUUCUACGAGCAACAAAUGUGACCAAAGGAACUUUCGGUGAUCUACUCGACACUCCUGACCCUUAUGUGGAACUGUUCAUCCCCACGGCACCAGAGGGCCGAAAGCGGAGCAGAUAUCUCAACAAUGUUGUCAACCCUGAGUGGAAUGAGACAUUUGAAUUUCUUCUUGACCCAAAUGAGAAGAAUAUUAUGGAGAUUACUUUAAUGGAUGCAAAUUACGUGAUGGAUGAAACCUUGGGCACUACCACUUUUAAUAUCGGAGAGAAUAUUAAAGUGGGAGGGAAGAAGGAAUUUUCAUUUGUCUUCAAUACUGUGACUACAGUAUUUUUGGACAUGUCCUUGGAAGUUUGUUCUUCAGUUGAUCUUCGAUUCAGCAUGGCACUGUGUGAUGAGGAGAAAUCAUUCAGGCAGAAGAGGAGGGAAAAUGUUAUGGAGGGAAUCAAGAAGCUCUUGGGCCCCAAGAAUUCCAUGAAUGCACCACAAUCAAUCCGGGAGGUGCCGACAAUAGCUAUUCUGGGUUCUGGAGGAGGAUUUAGAGCGAUGGUUGGGUUUUCUGGUGUAAUGAAGGCAUUGGUGGAAUCUGGAGUCUUUGAGUGUGCAACCUACAUCGCAGGCCUCUCUGGUUCUACUUGGUACAUGUCAACAUUAUAUUCUCACCCGGACUUUCCAAAAAAAGGACCUGGUGAAAUCAACAAGGAGCUAAUGGAAAAUGUCAGCCACAAUCCAAUGUUCUUGCUGACCCCUCAGAAGAUCAGACGAUAUGUUGAGGCCCUGUGGAAGAAGAAGAGUUCAGGACAGCCUGUCACUUUUACUGAUGUGUUUGGAAUGCUCAUCGGUGAAACACUGAUUCCAAAUAGAAUGAAUUAUAAAAUGAGUGAGCUGAAAGAGAAGAUCCACAAAGGGCAGUGCCCAUUGCCCUUAUUCACUUGUUUACAUGUAAAGCCAGAUGUCUCUGAACUCAUGUUUGCAGAUUGGGUGGAAUUCAGUCCGUAUGAGAUUGGAAUGGCAAAAUAUGGAACAUUCAUGCACCCCAGCAUAUUUGGCAGCAAGUUCUUCAUGGGAACAGUGGUAAAGAAAUAUGAAGAAAACCCACUUCAUUUCUUAAUGGGUGUUUGGGGCAGUGCGUUUUCCAUAUUAUUCAACAGAGUGCUUGGAGUAAGCAGUUCCAACAACCAAGGCACCACCACCAUGGAAGAAGAGCUAGCUCAACUUCAGCCCAAGCAUUUAAUUGGAAAUGACAGCUCAGACAGUGACGAUGAAUCACAAUCCAAAGAGGACCGGCAUGGGAGUGAAGCGGCCGAGGCAGAAGAGGAGAGUCAACGGAUUAACCAAGACAGCUGGGUACAGAGGAUGUUAAAGACCCUGUUUAGUGACACUGCACUUUUUAACACGCGGGAAGGCCGAGCUGGCAAGGUGCACAACUUCAUGCUGGGCCUUAACCUGAACACAUCAUUCCCACUCUCCCCUCUGUGUGACCUGGUGCCACAAGACCUGCUGGAGGAUGAUGAAGUGGAUGCUGCAGUCACAGAUCCAGAUGAGUUUGAAAGGAUUUAUGAGCCACUUGACGUGAAAAGUAAGAAAAUCCAUGUGGUGGACAGUGGGCUCACCUUCAACCUGCCCUACCCACUCAUACUGAGACCUCAACGUGCCAUUGACCUCAUCAUCUCCUUUGAUUUUUCUGCCAGACCAAGUGACUCUAGCCCACCUUUUAAGGAGCUACUGCUUGCAGAGAAAUGGGCAAAAAUGAACAAGUUGCCUUUUCCGAAGAUUGACACCAAAGUAUUUGACAGAGAAGGAUUGAAGGAAUGUUACGUUUUCAAGCCCAAAAGUCCAAUGACAGAGAGAGACUGUCCAACCAUCAUACACUUUGUUCUAGCAAACAUCAAUUUUAGACAUUAUAAAGCUCCAGGUGUUAAACGAGAAAGUGAGAAGGAAAUGGAGAAUGUGGACUUCGACAUCUUUGAUGAUGCUGACACACCAAUAUUCUACUUUCAACUUCCAAUAUUCAAUAAGGCGUUUACACAGCUCCAUGACCUAAUGGAAUUCAACACACUCAACAAUAUUGAGCUGAUUAAAGAUGCCAUAAUUGAGAGUAUCAAGUACAGGCAACAGAACCCAUCUCGCUGCUCUGUGUCCCUCAGCGAUGUGGAGUACAGAAGACUGAAAAAGUCACUUAGUUUUGAUGGGCUCCAGUCCAGGCGGAAGCGGCAUGCUACAGAAGAACAACAGAAGUAGAAGCUUUGGUUAUCUACAGCAUUAAGGCAGGAGAGGACAGACACCUGUUGUCAAAUCUCAUCUUCUGGACGCUGACCAUGUUGUGGCUUGAACUGCACUUAGGACCUUUUGUAACCCUCAGGCUGCAUUAGGCAAAGCAAAAUAAAAACAAAACAAAGAGGCAUUGUUUUAAAAGAAAGCUAUGUUAUUGAUGUGUGGCCACAGAAUGAUGAGCCACCUCAAAGACUGAAGAUUCUUACUGUAAUAAUUAGAAGUUACUUCUUUUCAUCUAUUUCUUUGAAUCCCAGGAUUUCCAGCAAUACUGAUCUGAAUUGAUCAAAGAAGAAAAUGUGAUGAAUACAACAAGGUGUUGACUGUUUUGUUGGUUUUGCCCACUUCCUGGCCUACUUGAUAGCUUCUAACAAUAAGGUAUCUGAGAUCAGGGAUUCAAUGAAGUAAAAGCUUGUAGGUUAAUUCCUGUCCCUUACUCUACGCUAUGCAGCAAUUGAAUUUAAAGUUUAACCUUCUAAAUGGGAUCCCUAUCCCAAAGGUCUGAGUAGUGAAAAUUCUUCUCCAUCCUGUUUUUAACUCAUCCAGUGCAAUAACCUACUUCACACCUGGUCUUUCAUGACCCAUAUGCAGCAUUCUCCAUAUGUUGCACCUUGUAAGCACAUUAGCUGAGUUCAAGCUGAGAAUAGCUCAAUAUUUGCUGAGAAAUACGGGUGAUGAUCUAUGAAUCCUGUUAUCACGAAGACAUGCAGCCUGGAGAGGUCCAAUAUUUGAACUCUGCCCAUUGUUCAUAUGAGGUGAUAUUGAAACACUGAAAUUGACCUCUAUGUUCUUGAUUCUCUCUUUUAAGUGGCAAUGGUCCCCUUUAACAUCCAAGCAGUAUCUACCUGGAUCAACAUGGAGCCAGUAUAUUUCAUAUUCUUUCUUCCUUUACAAUGUUGGGAGUGUUCCAUGGUUUGGUCUCGAUGUUCCAUUUUACACGGUUGAACCAAGUUGUCCAGUCUUGGCAAAGAGCUAUAUCUUAGAUUUCCUUUUAGAAUUUGCAUGUAAUCCCCUUUGUCAUGGAGAUCUUCUAUUGUAAACUGACGAUUAAUUUUUCAGUCAAAGGAUUGGAAAUUGUACUUAAUAUUUCAUAUUCAGCAACAUGUUGCAAACAUCCAACUUUCUAACCGUUUGCAGAUGCAGCAAAAUGUGAGUCUAUUUAUUUAAUACCAUUUCCCUGCAUUUAUUUUUCUUCCUCAGACUGUCAGCAGUCAGGAAACAUUAUUCCUAAUGGGUCAAGUCUGAAGUAGUGUUCCUUUCUUUCCACAACUUGCUUUGGCCUGGGAUUUCAUCCAUUGUAGCCCACUGAGACUGAGAUUCAGCAUGCCUCAACAGCAGUACGUGGUCUUGGGGCUCAAAGCUGUGACCACCAAACCUUAGAAGGAAACAGUUUUUUUAACCAAAUUUCUAUCCAUAUAACUAAAUAGCUAGUUAUUGCAGUGGUUGCUCUAAGGUCAGAACUGCAAUAUUUUUUGCUGUGUUCCUUGAUGAAAUCUCAUCUCCCCAUAUAUUCAACAAUGAUUUGGUGAUUUUUGGAUAACCCAACUUGCCACUUUGCUACAUUUCAUCAGAAGGUGUGUCAGUAAUUAGCUGGCACGAGUCUGUUUAAAAGUGGAUAUAUUGUAGAAGAUCCAUGGUGGGGUGGCGGAAAAAUCAGCAAGAACAAGCCAGCAGUUUGUCCUGUCCCCACAAAAUAUUUUUUUGAGGCAAUACUUUAUGACUACCCCUUAGUGGAUACUUAAACAAUUGGUGAAGGUUUUUUUUAAAGCUAUUUGGCAUCCUUGACCUAAAUGAAAGCAUCGAGUGCAGACAUGCAUAACCUUAAUAAAGCACUGAUUAGGUAGCAGUUGAAACAUAGUGUUCAGUUCUGGGCAGCUCCCUUGGAAAGUUGUCAAGGUAUCAAGGACUUAGGGAGGAGAUAGAAAGAUCUACUUGAAUGAUACUAGGGAUCAGAGACUUCCCUUUCUGUUAGGAGAGUGGAGAUGUGGCUGAUCAUCUUGGGGCAAAAGAAGAAAAGAUUUGAUGGAGAUGCAAGAGGCUGCAAGAAGAAUCUAGAACAACAAACAAUGUGCUGGAGGAACUCCAGCAGUCUGUUUCUCCAGCAGAUCGUUUGUUGCUAAAGAUUUGAUGGAGGUGUUCAAAGUUGUAAUCUGUGUUGAUAGAGGGAAGAAGCAGAAAUAGUUUUUGAUGGCAGAAGGGUCAACAACCAGAGGCACAGAUCUAACAUGAUUGGGAAAUGAAGCAGAUGUGACACAAAGAAGUGUAUUUUACAUGGAGAGUACAGUUUAGAAUGCACAGACUGAAAGCAUGGUGGAAUCAGAUUUGACAGGGAGCUUCAAACACAAAAUGGAUAAACAUUUGGGGAUACACAACACCAGAGAAGAAAGAGCAAGGAAGUGGAAAUAAUUGGAUAUCUCUAGAAAAUAUCUGAUGUUAUUAAAAUAUUUAUAUUCCACCAUCUCCCUGUCACCAACAAAAGCCUGAUGCCAUCAUUGACUCAUAUUACUGUGGUGCAAAUGCCAGGAAAUCUUUUGGAGAGUUACUCUUGCAUUUGCAUUAAAACAUAUCCUACGCGUGCCUACCUAAGGAAAUGAAGGGCAUGUCAAAAUGGACACAGCACAUUUUCUACCCUCUUGGGGCAUUAUUAUGCAAAAUAUAUUAGGACGUUCGUUGGAAAUUUAGCCAUUUCUUAAUUCUGCAUAUCCUUGGAUGUGGCUGCGCUAUGCUUAUCUCAAUGUAGGAAGAGUCACUUUGUCCUAUGCUAGUGAAUUGAAAAUGCACCCUGGAGAAUACAUUUCAUCCAAAUCAUUUAAAAGUCUUGAGGGUUGCUUACCAGGAAAAGUCAUUCUAUAACAUAUGUACAUUCAAUCAUUUCAUUAUUUUACAAGUAAACUUAAUAAGCUAAAUAACUUUCAUGAAGUAGAAUGAUAUUUUAUAAGUUUUGGAUUCCGUGAUACAAUUCCUUGAGUUUCAAUUAUAGAAGUUUAUGUGGAUUGGAUGAUGCACUGUUUUGAAGGGCUUUGAAUUUCCAACUUAUUCUUCAAUGGGUAAUCGACUACAAUAUAUUCUCCAGAAUGGAAUUAUCAUAACACAGAAAUCUUUUAGAAGUUAUGGUAAAAUUAGUCUGUUUUGUAUACAAGUAUCCCAAUAAUGUGUUAUUAAUUGUUGAUUUAAUUUGGUUUAUUGAUGAAAGGGAAAUGUUUAGUUUUACCCCUUUGUGUUAAUGGAGAUUUUCAUCCUUACUACCAGUCAGAACAUACCACCAAUCAUCAGGAAUGUAGACAUGCCUGUUGGAGGUUGCAACCCAGCAUUCUGUACAGUAAAGUAAUGCCGGAUAUUUAUGUGAGGUAUAGAUAAUCCCCAGGAAUUGCAGAACCAUAUGGCAGUGCCAUAUUCAGUAUCCAGAGCUGGAUAUCUUCAGGCAUGAUAGUAAUUGCCCUAGCUACCAUUGUCAACUGUUUCCCUGAUUUGGGGAAGGGACAAUUUGGCUAGAUGACUUAAUCUUGAUUACUAACUUGCAAAUUGUUUUAGAAAAUGCAUGAAAUUGUGAUUCUCAGUUCUAUAUUAUACCCAGUUAAAGCAGUAUGCCAACUUUCACUGAUGUUGAUGAAUUGAUUGAGGUAACAAAAAAGGCAGUAUUUAAGCAGAAAAUCUGUCAGAGCAUUAUUAAUCAGCACAGCAUCUAUCAGCAACUUCAGAAGAAAUGGUGAGAUGAUGAAACAGAGAAUAUAAAUAUAUUGAUAUGAAAUAUAUUGCUAAACCUAUUUAAUUUUAUUCCACAAUUAGAUUCUAAAAUAUUUGAGAAUUCCAAACACAGUGCUUAAUGUGGCUGGAAAGUUAUUUUAGUUAAAUGAUGUAUUAGGUUUUAACAAGAGUCGAUACCUAGAUAGUAGUUUCUUGUACUUAUUCUAAGUGGUAUUGCUAUGGAAAUUCUUUAUAUUUAACAAUUUUUUUAAAGAACAUUCCUGCACAAUUAUUUAAUUAAAUAAUUAAUGCCAUGUGCUAAUUUUAAUUUCUAUUUUGAAACAAGUUCUAUGGUAGUUUCAAAUGAUCGUAAGAUAUAAUUUGCAUGUUGUAGUUUAUUGAAACACUAUAUUAGUUGGUAUGCACUCAUAAUUGGUCACAUCUCUACCCUCGCCUUUAUUUAAAACUUGCCUUGCUAUUAAGUAUUGUUCUAAAUUUUCUCUUUUCUCCCAAUGACAAUUCUUCAUCUGAAUUUUCCUCUCCUGUAUUCUGCAUAUACAAUCUUCUACCCCUUUGCACUUUCAUCACAUCCUCUCCCCUCUCCCCGUUCUUCCCCAGGAUUCAUUGUUCAGCCUUCCUUUCCUUCUGCAGUCUACACACACACAAAAUUCAUAUGUCUAUUCUCAACUAGGGUGUGUUCUUGACACACUGGCCUUUGAUUUUUCAAUAAAAAAGCUGGAGUUAUAUUUCACAUUGUCCAGCUGGAAGGUGAGGGAGGGAAGAGCUAUUUCAGAACAUGGUCCAUUAUAGACAGUGUGGAAGGGUUGACCUAGUCACUACUGUUGGCAACAGAAAUAAAAUAAUGGACUUCCUCAUUACUUACUGUGAGUUAUUAAACGUGUUUAAGGCAGUUUUUCUAGUUGGACAAAUUGUGCUCCGUUUAGCUUAAAAGAAAAUAUUCCAGCAAAAUUAUGUGAAAAUGUACAACUUAUAUAAAUAAAAAUUAAUCAUGUGGUGGUUGUCACUAAAUUAUGA